This is a messenger RNA of Pocillopora verrucosa, 975 nucleotides long. Lineage: Eukaryota; Metazoa; Cnidaria; Anthozoa; Scleractinia; Pocilloporidae. The record is from RefSeq and is a predicted model, not a curated record.
AUGGAGAACAGAAGCUUCGAAGGAACAAACGACAAACCAUGUGUUGCGGAAAUGUCGUUAAUUUCCUCAGCUUUUCUGAUUUGUUUGUACGCUGUGUCCAGCAUGACUUGCCUUUUUGGCAACUGUGUUGUCCUUCUUGCUAUCUAUCAAACAAAGACACUCCGCACUGUAUCAAAUUUUUUCAUUGCCUCGCUCGCUGUAGCGGACAUUUCAGUGGGUUUUUUCAUGAACCCGAUUCUGAUUUCUAAAGCAGCACUGAAUAUUUGGCAAGGAAACCACUGGCUUUCAAAACUAGCUGACUUCAUGUGGAUUCAAACGACAACAAGUACUACUUUUAAUUUAUGUUCUGUAAGCAUCGAUCGAUAUGUAGCAAUUACUGCAGUUUUCAAAUACCACCGAAUCAUGACCCGCAAGAAGUGUUUCGCUGCAUUGACUUUGAUCUGGCUGUUUUCUUUCUUGUUUGCUUCUGUGAGACUUUUCAUCGACAACUCAGCGGAUCUUCCAAGACUUUGGAUUUCAACUACAGUCUUAACAGUUAUCAUUCCACUCUUUCUCAUCGGAUUUUGCUACCUGAAAAUUUACUGCGCGGCAAGGACGCAGAUCAAGAAAAUUGCUGAACGCAAGAUAAGCGCGGAAGAAGCGAGAUUGUCUGCAAUGAACAGAAAAGCAGCGUGGACAGCGGGAAUAGUUAUUUUUCUUUUUGUGGUCAUGUGGUUACCAAGCUUCUUGGCCUCCUGCAUCGAGCUUACGACGGCGAAUCGCUGUAAAAAGUUAGAAGUUGACUAUGCGUGGUUCUGGCUCGCCUUUUUAUGCUUUUGCUCAUCAGCAGUUAAUCCAUGGGUCUACACGAUAAGAGUGCCAGAAUUUAAAAACACUCUGAGAAGAAUUUUGGGUAGGAAACGAAUGAGUAGAGAGCUUUCUCGGAGUAUAGCUGCGAGUUUUAGGAAUUCCAAAAGUAAUCCGUCAGCACUUUAA